This is a messenger RNA of Polyodon spathula (Mississippi paddlefish), 1633 nucleotides long. Its product is annotated as multidrug resistance-associated protein 5-like. Bases 1 to 1566 code for a protein of 521 amino acids. Gene Ontology annotation, biological process: transmembrane transport. Gene Ontology annotation, cellular component: membrane. NCBI's taxonomy places the organism in Eukaryota, Metazoa, Chordata, Actinopteri, Acipenseriformes, Polyodontidae. The record is from RefSeq and is a predicted model, not a curated record. The transcript is spliced from 12 exons. Gene Ontology annotation, molecular function: ATP hydrolysis activity; ABC-type transporter activity; ATP binding.
AUGAAUGCAAACUUGGAUGCAGCACAUAGCUGCAUCCAAAACUCAAAACUCAACAGAACAAACUGCACAGAGCUGACAGGCGCCAGCCUGGCAUGGGACUCAUCCAGCACCAGCGCCUACCCCACGCCCAAGGGCACCCCAAAACUGAAGAAAGACAAGGGCAGGAGGAGAGACCGGAAGAGGAAGGAAGAGGAGGAGGAGGAGGAGGAGGAGGGGCUGGGGAAGCAGGGAGUGCUGGCUGAGCAGAAAGGACAGCUCCUGUUGGACAGUGACGAGCAGCACAGCCCAGAGGAUGAGAGCAAGGUGAUCCAGAGCAUUAGCCUGCGACUGCAGAGGACUCUGCACUGCAUCGAGCUCUCCAUCAAGGAGGGGAAGCUGGUUGGGAUCUGUGGCAGUGUGGGGAGUGGAAAGACCUCUCUGAUUUCAGCUAUAUUGGGGCAGAUGACCCUGCUGGAUGGCAGCAUCGCUGUGAAUGGGAACUUUGCCUAUGUGGCUCAGCAGGCCUGGAUCUUCAACUCUUCCCUGAGAGAUAACAUCCUGUUCGGGAAGGAGUACGAGGAGGACAGGUACAAUACAGUGCUGAGUGCUUGCUGCCUGAGAACUGACCUGGCUAUCCUCCCCAAUGGUGACCUGACGGAGGUCGGGGAGCGUGGAGCUAACCUGAGCGGAGGGCAGAGACAGCGAAUCAGCCUGGCCAGGGCUCUGUACAGCGACCGCGCCAUCUACAUCCUGGACGACCCCCUGAGCGCACUCGACGCACACGUGGGCAACCACAUCUUCAACAACGCCAUCAAGAAGCAGCUAAAGCAGAAAACCAUCCUGUUUGUCACUCACCAGCUCCAGUACCUGGUGGAUUGUGACGAGGUGGUCUUCAUGAAGGAUGGCAGCAUCACAGAGAAGGGAACCCAUGAGGAUCUGAUGGGUCUGAAUGGGGAUUAUGCUGCCAUGUUUAACAGCCUGCAGCUGGGAGAGGCCCCUCACAUUGAGAGUAACAACAAGAACACCACCAGCUCCCUGAAGAAGCCCCCAGAGAAAGGACCCAAGGCUGGGUCUGUGAAGGAGAAGACGGUCAACAAAGAUGAUGGUCAGCUGAUGCUGGUGGAGGAGAAAGGCACAGGCUCCGUGCCCUGGUCUGUGUACAAAGCCUACAUCCAGGCAUCUGGGGGCCCCGUGGCCUUCCUGCUCAUCCUGGCUCUCUUUGUGCUUAACGUGGGCAGCACCGCCUUUAGCAACUGGUGGCUGAGCUACUGGAUCAAGCAGGGCAGCGGGAACACAUCUGUGGUGCUGGGCAAUGACACGGUGCUGAGUGACAGCAUGAAGGAUAACCCCCACAUGCAGUACUACGCCGGUAUCUACACCCUUUCCAUGGUCCUCAUGCUGCUGCUGAAGUUUGUGCGUGGGAUUGCGUUCGUCAAGGGAACACUCAGGGCCUCCACCAGACUCCACGACGAGCUGUUUCGUAAGAUUCUGCGCAGUCCCAUGAAGUUCUUUGACACGACCCCUGCGGGGCGCAUUCUCAACCGCUUCUCAAAAGACAUGGAUGAAGGGUUUUCAUCAGAGAGCUGAAGCGUCUGGAUAACACCACCCAGUCUCCCUUCCUGUCACACAUCACCUCCAGCAUCCAGGGGCUCAC